Messenger RNA from Ailuropoda melanoleuca (giant panda), 942 nucleotides. Its product is annotated as olfactory receptor 1G1-like. Gene Ontology annotation, cellular component: membrane. Gene Ontology annotation, molecular function: G protein-coupled receptor activity; olfactory receptor activity. Lineage: Eukaryota; Metazoa; Chordata; Mammalia; Carnivora; Ursidae. The record is from RefSeq and is a predicted model, not a curated record. Gene Ontology annotation, biological process: G protein-coupled receptor signaling pathway.
AUGGGGUGGGAAAACCUGACCAGCGUCUCAGAAUUUUCCCUCCUGGGGCUUUCUGAACACCCAGAGCAGCAGGAAGUCCUCUUUGGGCUGUUUCUGUCCAUGUACCUGGUCACAGUGGCAGGCAACCUCCUCAUUAUCCUGGCCAUCAUUGCUGAUGCUCACCUCCACAUGCCCAUGUACUUCUUCCUGGCCAACCUCUCUCUUGUUGAUGCCUGCUUCAUGUCCACCACUGUCCCCAAGAUGCUGGCAAACAUAUGGAUCCAGAAUCAGGUCAUCUCAUAUGCAGGGUGUCUAUCACAAUUUAUUUUUUUCAUGCUGUUUGUGAUGCUGGAAGCAUUCCUCUUGGCCAUCAUGGCCUACGACCGCUAUGUGGCCAUAUGCCACCCACUCCAUUACAUUAUGGUCAUGAGCCCUGGGCUCUGCAUCCUUCUAGUUUCUGCAUCCUGGAUCAUGACUGCCCUCCACUCUCUCCUACACACACUCUUGAUGAACAGCCUGUCCUUCUGUGCAGAACACAAGAUCCCACACUUCUUCUGCGACAUCAACCCCCUUCUCAGUAUGUCCUGCACAGAUCCCUUCAUUAAUGAACUGGUGAUUUUCACCAUUGGGGGUUUUGUAGGCCUGGUUUGUGGGCUUUGCCUGAUUAUCUCUUAACAUAUUUUCUCAACAAUCCUGAAGAUCCCCUCAACUCAGGGGAAGCAGAAAGCCUUUUCCACCUGCAGCUCUCAUCUCUCUGUAGUUUCUCUAUUCUUUGGGACUUCCUUUUGUGUUUAUUUCAGUCCUCCCUCAACCCGCUCAGCACAGAAGGGCACAGUAGCAUCAGUGAUGUACACUGUGGUAACCCCAGUGAUGAAUCCUUUUAUCUAUAGUUUGAGAAAUAGAGACAUCAAGUCUUCCUUAAGAAAGCUAAUUUGGGUUAAGAAAAUCCAAUCCCCUUUGUAG